AUGCCUACUUAUAACAAUAUCCGUAUUUUACAUGCUACGACUCCUAAAGACUUUGAAAAGUGCCUUGAAGUACGACAAGAAGUAUUUAUAAAUGAACAAAAACACUCUGUUGCCAUAGAGAGAGAUGGAUUAGAUGAUAUCUGUCAGCAUUGGGUUGCUGUUUGUGAUAAAGUCAAUGAGGAUGGAACCAUUGAUGCUGAUUAUCCUAUUGGAAAUGUUCGAUUAAUGCCAAAACCCGAUGGAGUUGCCAAGCUGGGCCGUCUCGGUGUUCUUUCCUCUGCUCGAGGUCUUUAUGUUGGACAAAUGUUGGUGAAGGCUUUUAUUGAAUAUUGUAAAAAAAAUGAAUAUACAACGAUUGUACUACAUGCACAAAAUGAUAAGCGUGGAUUUUAUGAAAGGGCUGGAUUUAAAGUAGAAGAAGGUGAUGAUGAAAUCUUUAUGGAAUCACAUACGCCGCAUGUUCGUAUGUGGAUGAGAAACUUGUAG
Rhizopus microsporus ATCC 52813 is the source of this 486-nucleotide messenger RNA. RefSeq names its product acyl-CoA N-acyltransferase. The transcript has 2 exons. Lineage: Eukaryota; Fungi; Mucoromycota; Mucoromycetes; Mucorales; Rhizopodaceae. The record is from RefSeq and is a predicted model, not a curated record. Gene Ontology annotation, biological process: UDP-N-acetylglucosamine biosynthetic process. Bases 1 to 486 code for a protein of 161 amino acids. Gene Ontology annotation, molecular function: glucosamine 6-phosphate N-acetyltransferase activity; monosaccharide binding. Gene Ontology annotation, cellular component: Golgi apparatus; endoplasmic reticulum; endoplasmic reticulum-Golgi intermediate compartment.